Molecule: messenger RNA, 2925 nt
Organism: Dothidotthia symphoricarpi CBS 119687
Lineage: Eukaryota; Fungi; Ascomycota; Dothideomycetes; Pleosporales; Dothidotthiaceae
Exons: 5
Coding region: 340-2877 (845 amino acids)
Biological process (GO): intracellular potassium ion homeostasis; potassium ion import across plasma membrane
Cellular component (GO): plasma membrane
Molecular function (GO): high-affinity potassium ion transmembrane transporter activity
Source: RefSeq, a predicted model, not a curated record
CGUCAUCGAACGCGGCACGUUUGUUGGGGCCCUUUCACUGCUGGCCAACGAUUGACAGAUCAGACAAGACAAGACGACGCUCUUUCACCUACGUGGUCCCUGUCAUUGUCACUAUGCUCACACUAGUCUCGACGCGCUGCACUACUCGGUUCGGUCCGUCGUAGCACUCUUGGCCAGCUUGAAGACGGGACACCUCGACUCGACUCGACUCCUUGCUGCUGCUGUUUUUGCUGCACGACGUAUCUGCGACUCCUCCCUUCCACGCCAAAACGCGACGACUGCGUGCAACUCGAAUCCCCACGCCCACGGAGCUUACACCCGCCGCUCGAGGCGAGCACGAUGUUCGGCAAAUGGCUCCUCGCGGGCAAAUGGCUCAAGGAGCGGCUGCCGACCAAGAUGGCGGCGCUGAAGCCCAGUUUCAACUUCAUCACGCUUCAUUACUUGUAUCUCUUUAUUAUGACGCUUGUUGGGUCGGUUAUCAUCUAUGGAUCGGGCGAUAUGCCGUAUAUCGAUGCGCUCUUUUUUGCUAGCGGGUCUUCGACGCAGAGUGGAUUGAAUACGGUUGAUGUUAAUAAGUUGAAGUUGUACCAGCAGGUCGCUAUCAUGAUCAUCACAUGUAUAUGCACCCCGAUCUUCAUCAAUACUUUCGUCGUCUUCGUGCGCCUCUACUGGUUCGAAAAGCGCUUCCAGAACGUCGCUCAAGCGCGUAGUCUGCGCCACAGCCGCACGUUGUCGCGCAGGAAGAGCGAUACAAAAGGCGCGUUUGAUCGGGAUGUCGGAAACGAAGAGCAUGGCGUCAACAAUCGCGAGAUCCGGUUCUUGCAUUCUGAGCUGGGGAAUGGAACUGAGGCCGCCACAUUUGCGGAUAGGAACGUCUUCGAGGACGCGGCGAACGGCGACGGAAAUCGCAGGCCCAUGACUGCAGACGACGGCCCGCUGUCUCCCAGUGAACGGCCCGUCACACCUGCAAAUCAGCUGCAGUCGAAUGUUGUGUGGGCGGAUAAUCUGGACACGCCUGCACAGCGAGUUCAGGAGCGCGAGCCGGUCGAAUCGCCCUCGAACCGCCUCCCCGUCAAGGACAAGGACAGGAGUAUUGCGCUCGUGGAGAAACAGCGAAAUCCGCAGGAGAAGGCUACUCUGCGUAUCCCCGGCCCGCGCGACUUUGAUCGAGGACAGCUGCCGCAAGCUGUUGUCGAGGGCGAGCAAGACCUCAACAAGGUGCAGACCAGGUCUUCACACGAAUCGGAACUCAUGCGCCAACGCUCGAAAUCGGCUUCUCUCGGCGACGACGACAGCUCAGAGGACCGUCCGGAUUUCAAAAAUCACAUCACCAUCGAUGUUCCGGAUAGGCCUGGCGGACGGGGGCCAACUAAUGGUCCUUCAGUGUAUAACCGUGUGCGACCCAACGAUGCGGAUGUGGUUUCUAAUGGAAUGCAUGUCCGGAAUAGGUCGAGAUCCAAGACUCUGACCAGCUUCCUUUCUAGGGCCAAGGAGGAAGAGGCUGAUCCCAUGCCGUAUCUCAGCUGGACGCCGACUCUGGGACGCAACUCCAACUUUGUUGAUUUGACGGAGGAGCAGAGAGAGGAGUUGGGCGGUAUCGAGUACCGCGCAUUGAAGCUACUGGCUAUCAUCCUUGUCUGCUACUUCGUCGGCUUCCACUUACUCGGCAUGGUCUGUCUGACGCCUUGGGUUGUUCGGGACGCCCGUUACGCGAACCUGAUAUCGGAAGACAAUGUCAACCCUGUCUGGUGGGGGUUCUUCACACCUGCGUCCAUGUUCAACGAUCUGGGCUUCACGCUUACUCCGGACUCGAUGGUGUCGUUCCAGUUUGCUGUUUUCCCCCUGGUGCUGGGCACGUUCCUCAUCAUCAUUGGAAACACGGGAUUUCCGUGCAUGCUGCGGUUUGUCAUCUGGCUCAGCUCCAUGUUCGUCCCUAAGCAUAGCGGUACAUGGGAGGAACUCCGCUUCCUGCUCGACCAUCCUCGGCGAUGCUUCACGCUGCUCUUUCCUAGUAGAGCUAACUGGUGGCUGUUUUGGGUGCUGAUUGGUCUCAACGGGAUUGACUUGAUUUUCUUCAUUGUGCUCGAUCUCAACGACUCAACCGUCACAUCGCUACCCCCUGGCUUCCGCUUCCUCUGCGGCCUCUUCCAAGCAGCCGCCACCCGCACCGCCGGUUUCGCCGUCGUAAACAUCGCCGACCUACACCCCGCGAUCCAAGUCAGCUACCUCGUAAUGAUGUACAUAUCCAUCUUCCCCAUCGCCAUGAGCUUGCGGCAAACAAACGUCUACGAGGAAAAAUCCCUCGGCAUCUUCGCCGACAGCAACGAAUCCGACGAAGAAUCCAGCUUCCUCUCCCACCAUCUCCGCCGCCAACUCUCCUUCGACCUGUGGUUCGUCUUCCUGGGCUUCUUCCUCAUCGCCAUCAUCGAAGGCGAUCGCCUGGAAAACACAAACGACUACGCCUUCACCCUCUUCAGCGUGCUCUUCGAAAUCGUCUCCGCAUACGGCACCGUCGGCCUCUCCCUCGGCUAUCCCGGCGUCAACACGAGUUUCUCGGGGCAGCUACGCACGCUGUCGAAACUCAUCAUCAUCGCUACCCAGAUCCGCGGCAGGCAUCGCGGCCUGCCCUACGCGCUCGAUCGCGCUAUCCUGCUCCCCAGCGAAUCCCUCCACCAGAAAGAAAACGAGGAUGCGACGAGGCGCGCGCGCAGGAAUAGUGCCGCCGCGGGUGUGUUUGGCGAGGAGGGCCUUACUAGGACGGGGACUGGGCAUAGUCGGAAGAGUAGCACGAGCUUUAAGCCGGGCACGUUGAAGCGCAUUUUUAGUGGUGCGUUUAGUGCUGGCCCGAGCGCGCCGAUGCGGGAGAAGAGGGCGUAGUGUGGAGAUGUGUUGUUACGGUGUUUUUGCGAGGAGUUUUUAGAGGGG